CAACUCUGAAGACCCUACGAACAAUGACCAGCCCUCUAGAACAGCUCCUUGAGGCCGCGGCCAUGGAUUCCGACGGCAUCGUGCAGCCCACGUACAAAUUUUCGGCUGACCUCUGUUACCGCACAAAAGGAGAAGCCAAUAGAAAAGACGGUCUAAAGACAAUCUUGACACGGCUCUACUAUUCUGUCACGAAGGAAGAGUACCAAGGGGCUGUCAGGUGGACUGAGGCUCUGACGCACUGGAUUACCCUCGAGCACGGCGUGCCUCGUAAAGUGCGUGCGGCGUUGACUCAAAUAUAUUACGACCUGGCAUUGACGCCCGGAAUGGAGAGUACGUCAGCGAUGGCAUUCAGCGACAUUGCUCCCAAACUUGUUUAUGACAUGCAUGGCGAACGCUGCCUCGAGCAAGGCAAGGACAUCAAUCUGGAUGUCUUAUACCAAAUGUAG
Messenger RNA from Colletotrichum godetiae, 446 nucleotides. RefSeq lists its product as uncharacterized. The transcript is spliced from 2 exons. NCBI's taxonomy places the organism in Eukaryota, Fungi, Ascomycota, Sordariomycetes, Glomerellales, Glomerellaceae. The record is from RefSeq and is a predicted model, not a curated record. The coding region runs from base 24 to 446 and encodes 140 amino acids.